UUGUGUUGGUGUUGUACGUUUUCGUGAAAGUAAAAUGUCCAAGAAUAUCUUGUCUUCGCAUGGAAGCACGACGGGAUCCGACGAUAGCUUUAUAACACCUGUUUCCUCGGUGGACGACCUAAUGGCAUUAUCACCGAAGAAGCCCCAAAACUUAUUUGAAAACUCGGAUGUGACUAGUGACUUCCUUACAGGAAUGGAGUUCGAUAGUAUUUGUGAUGUAACUAUGCAAGAAAUUCCUGUCUAUGACGAUAAUAUGCUUAUUGAUGGAACUAGUUUGGAUUAUUUGGCGAAAUGUGCUGGUUCCAAUCGUAACCAACAGUUCGUGGAUAGAGGCAAGGAAAGUCUGUUUGUGAAAUUCGAUCCUUUAUAUGCAAACCAGAAGCUUUAUCAAAAUCCAAAUCAAAACGAUGUGCAAGCAGAUUCCCUAGAGUGUGACGUUGGCUAUGAGACCGGUAGUUCGACUUCAGCUUUUACUGACACAACGUCUGAUACACCAAAGAUGUCUGUGUCAAAUGGAUCUGUACUCUAUAAAAUAUGUGGAAAGGAUAAACCAACACAGGUAGUACCUCCUGUUGUUACUAAUGAGAUGCAAAAGCAGACUGCUAUCCCGAAGCCUACUCCUACGCUUAUGCGAAGUGUUUCAGCAAUAUUAACACCCACUCAAGUAACCACAGAUAGGUUAAUUAGUAUAUCCGGUAGUACCCCACCUACUGCAGCUCCCAGAAGCCCUAGAAAUAAAUCAUUCAGUUCUCAAGAAGUUGAUAGACUUCAAUCGCUCAGAAUCAUACUGCAAAAUCAAGAUCAAGAAGUACUACAAUUGAGACAGGAAAACCGAGCACUGAAAUCUUCUUUACAAGAAAAUCAACACCAGUUUGAUCAAUCAAAAGAGGAGUAUGAAACAAAACUUAAGAAACUAACUGAUGAAAAAGAUGAUGCACUCAAACAUCUUACAAGUAUGGAAAGCUCUUUUAAUGAUUUGUUGGCGAAGUAUGAGAAAUGUAAAAGUUUUGUAAUUGAAGCUAAAGAACGAGAGAAAAUAUUGGAGAAUAAAAUUGCUGAAUAUGAGGUUGGAAUGCAGAAAUAUGAUGAUUUGUAUAACAAUCUCAAAAAAGUCACAGCAGAAAAAUUAGACAAAGCAAAUGAGACAUUGGACAACUUGAAGAAGAGCCACAAUGUGGAAAUUAUGAAACUGAAUGCUACAAUUAAGAAACACGAGGUUUUAAUAUCUUCCUUACAAGCACAUGAAGCUUCAAUAUCAUCUCUAUUAGCUCAGAAAACUAGAGAUAAUGAGGAGCUGACAAGAAUAUGUGAUCAGUUAAUAAAUGAAGUGCGCUAAAAUUGUUUUAAAAUGUUUUACUACAAUAAAUAAUAGGAUAUAGUAUUUUAUGACCAUGAAAAUGAAUAACAAUGAUGGUUGACCUUUUUUUGAAUCCUUGACAAAUGCUAAUUAUUUUAUUGUCAUUUUUAGGGCCAUGUGUCUGAGACAUCUUACUCGAAAAUUCUUAACAAUGAGUAACAUAUUUAUAUUAAUAAUACCUUAAUUUGUACAAAUUCUUGAACUUUGUUAAUGCUUUUUUUGUGUUUCUUUAAUAAAUUGAACUAUGUUUCUGUUAUCUUUUCCUUUAACUUGUAGUUAUUCCGAUAACUUUUAGCCUUAAAUUAAUAAUAUUAGCCUCU
This is a messenger RNA of Aricia agestis (brown argus), 1677 nucleotides long. Its product is annotated as transforming acidic coiled-coil-containing protein 3-like. Gene Ontology annotation, cellular component: cytoplasm. The transcript is spliced from 2 exons. NCBI's taxonomy places the organism in Eukaryota, Metazoa, Arthropoda, Insecta, Lepidoptera, Lycaenidae. Gene Ontology annotation, biological process: mitotic spindle organization; cell population proliferation. The coding region runs from base 35 to 1336 and encodes 433 amino acids. The record is from RefSeq and is a predicted model, not a curated record.